AAAUUCAAAUUCAGUCAUUAUGGAGAGCACCAUAAAUCACUGAACCGUUGCCCAUUAAACCAUAUGAGUCCCAGAGAAAACCUUCUGACGGCUAAGAGCAUCCCCUAAAUACAUACCUACGCUCACUCCUAACACAAACCUUAGAGAAGACACCGAGAAAGUGGAGACAACAGCAGAGAGGACUGUAUACACACCUCCUACUCCUUAAGAGCGGUCAAAUUCUGGAAUUCACUGACUGCUUUUCCAGUCCAAGAGACCCACAAGGAGUGCUUGAAGAGAAAACCUGACAUAUUCUUAAGGUCGAAGGACAGUAUCUCACAAUAAUUUAAUAGUAUUUUUUCUCUUAUCUUUAAAAAUAUUUAGGUUCCUACCUGAUGAAAUCGUUGAUCCACUGCUACUGGAUACGGAAGCCCGUUAAGCGGAGGCUCCAUCUAUUUCGUCCGAAAUCAUUUGGAACAACUUCUUUUUUUAAAAUUGUAUGGAGAGACUGCGGCGCGAGAUUUGACCUCCGACUAAGAUGAAUGAUUGUAGCGAAGAAAAACAGUUUGUGGUAGAAGGUACAAGCUGUACCUUGUUUGAUGAUCGGGAAAAAGCUCUUGAAGUUGAUGGGGAAAAACUACUAAUACCAUGGUGUGGUGACAAGUCAAUUUUGAUUGAUAGGUCAGGCUCUGUUAUUCAUAACAUUAUUCGUAUAAUUUGCAAAUAAUUAUGUAGUUGUGCAUCCUGACUUAUUUUUCAGAUGGUGAGGUAACGUUUUCCUUUUUUUGGAUGUUAGAUGUUUCAUGUCAGUUUCUUUUACGUCGACCUAAAUAUUUUACAGAUCAAUCGAUAGUAGGCGAGCAUUACCUCAAAAAGUUGCUUAUAUUUAAUAUGAGACAUACCAAGGCAACUGCCUAGCUAAAUUUUGGAAGCUGAUUGUGCUGUGGGAUAGAGUUUAUUCAGAGUAUAUGUGAGGGGUUAUUGCAUAGAACUUGUAACACCCUCAUGAGGUGGCUUCGGUAGGAUUACAAAAUACUAGACAGUCGAAGUCUUAGGAGUGAAUGAUAAGUACACGGUUUAUAACCCACUCUGACUUUUUAAAGGUUUGAGUUAAAUGUACACAAUUGCAGAAAUAACUUCUAUCAAGCCAUUUCAGUCUUCAGUAAUAAGGACAGUAGGUUAAUGAACCUGUGUUAAUCCUGACAGUUUGCAUUCCAUUGAAGGUCUGGCUUCUCUUUAAAAAUGUCCGCUGAUGGGGCUAAUACCACUUGUUCGGGUAAGGCGUUCCAGUCAUUGAACACCCGAUGAGAAAAACGGAACCCCGCUUCAAGUUUAUUUGAUCGCAGUUUGUGAACCUUCUUGCCAUGACCUCGGAGAUUAUUAGCGCUGGAGAGAGCAAAAUGAUAAGAAAUUAACUCCAAAGUCGUAAUUGAGAAUACAAAGUGCGAAUACAAAGUCACCUCGCGUCUUACGAUACGACAAGGGAAAUAGUUUUAGGCAUUUCAAACACUCAUCGUAAGGGAGUUCAGAAAAACCCUUCACAAAUUUUGUUUCCACACGCUGAAUACACCCAAGUGAGUUAGUAUCCUUAAUCAGACAUGGGCCAGCUGCUUGUAUACAGUUCUCUAUGGGCUUUCCUUAUGUACUUAAGAGGUGGUCAGCUAUUGUGUAAAAUAGGCAAGAUUACUAAAAAGUAACAUAAAUCUUCCUCACACUUUAGCUGCUGUAACCCUCGUUCUUGCUAUCAGUUUGGGCUCGUCUGAGUAGUCCUAAAACGUGUUUUUGUAUUUCGUAACACCCAAGCCACGCCCGACUUCGCUUACAAAAAGACUGGAUGACAUCAAAGAUGAAACGGUAAUCUUGGAAACAUCGUUUUCCACCCUACAUUUUUUGUCCAAUAUCAUGAUCUCUCUACCAAGAAGAAUUUACUAAACAAAAGCAUGGGUUUAAUUUAUACGUAAAUGUUGCUAAAAGCGAAGAACUAUCACGGUCGGGGUUUAUUGUGGACUUUUGAUCGUUUGAAAUCCUUCGUCAACUUGAACCCCCAGUUGUACAGGCGAGAUAUCCAUCUCCCAAUCAAGAGAAAAAUAUAAUUCUCAGUAUUCCAUUAUUUUAGUUUAUGGUUGUGAAGCUUGGCCUCGAAAAGUAGAGGGUAAUCGUAGGUUACUAGUAUUUGGUCAUAGGUGUCUUCAAAGUAUCGCCCACGUAUUGUAGAACGACGAAGUGAACAAUACUAAGGUUAGGGAUAGAAUAGUAGACAAAUUCAGUGAGUCGUUUGACAAAGGUGAGUCAUUAUCAACUAGGACACCCAUCGCGUACAUUCACUCACAUCCUACUCCAAGGUGGAACGCUGACUGGCGUAUAAGUAAGAUGGGAGAAAGCUAAUGGUGGUCAAACGAAGAUGUAUCAGUCUUUGGAAUUAUUGACUGUUGGGCUGAAUUAUUUCAUUAGAUUCAGAUUACCUGAUUGGAGUCCGCUCAAAGACCGUAAUCUGUGACAGGGGAUGUAAGGCUGUAAAGAGCGAAAUUUUCAGCAUUAGUGUAGAUUGUCAAUGAUACUUUUGCUACUACUUCACUAGUUCUCACCGUUCUAGUAUUAUCUUGGUGUUUCAAACUACCCUUGGGCAUGUUUGUUCCAUGCUUUGCGUUGCUUUUGAUUGACUAUGGUUAGAACUCUGUUGUCAGUCAAGCUAUUCAGGUGUCAGUUCGCGCAUUAGGUAGUACAAUCAUGCUUACAUUCAGAACUAUUGUCUUUCAACUUUUACGGGUAUAUUCUUGUGCAAACAGUCCACUUAUGUCGUUUUAUCAGUAAUAGGGGCUGUGGAGAUUAUUAGAUUUUCGAUUGAGAUCAUGAACCGAUUAGUGUUAGACCACCACUGAAAACCUGAAAGCACUGGACGGCCGUUUCGUCCUAUUGCGGGACUCCCCAGCAGUGCUCAUCCACGAUCCCGCUCGCCCUGGGUUCGAAUGCUGCGAGUGGGAUUGUGGAUAGGCACUGCUGAAGAGUCCCACAAUAUGUCGUUUUAAAUGUAACGAUGCUCUUUAACCAUUUGUCAUUGGAUUUAUACUCUGUUCAUGUAAUUAUUCAUCUCAGUAAAAAUGUUCAAAUUUAGUCUUAGUAUCAAAAUACUAAAUUUAGAUGGUAUUAUAGAUAUUUCAGUGUGUUGAUUAUCUGUUAUAUUAAAAAAUUGCUCUAUCCUUGUGAUAAUUUCAGUUUUGGCGUUACUUGGUCUUUGAUUUUAAGGAAGUGUGUCACGUAACAUAUGUAUAUAUAUCUUAAUGUAUACUAGGCUUUCAGGCUUUAGGGUAACUCAUGUUUUCACAAAUUACACUAUUUGUCUUAUAUAACUCUGAAAAUUCUUUAACCUCGCACUAAUUCACUAGUAGACAUGAUUAUAUGGGUGUUUAGCUUGAAUCUGUGCAAAAAUCUUAGCAAAUAUAAAUAUAGCAAUUGAAAGUAAAACAUACAUAAUGUCUUCCAACAAAACAUUUAUGUACUGAAUUAUCGUUAAAAUUCAUAUCUUUUAAUAAUCAAAUUUAGGACAGCCUCAAGGUGUCAGUGUUUGUAGCGAUAAACGAUCUUUCUAUAAAACCGUGGUUAGUGAAAUCUCGGUUUACAUUUUUGUUUUGAUCCCUUAACCACAUACGUUAUAAUUCUAUUCAAUUUUGGCUUAAAUAUAUAAGUGAUGUCUCCCCCUUGCAUAAUAACUGUCGUUCAAGCCUUAUUAUAUGAACCUGCCGUUAGUUGCUUAGUUUCAUCGAACGAUUAGUUUUUCAUAUUGUCUGCCAAGUCGAUCACAAGUAUUAACUUGUAUCAGUUUGCUUACUUCACUUAUUCACCAGUACUAAAGGUUCUCAAAUUGACUCUGAGAAUGUAUAUGUUAAAAUACCUAGGGAGUGUCUUCUAGUCAUUGUUUAUCUAAGAUAUAGUGAAUGAUCGAGCAACUUCCGCGUUACUUUGGGUUAGCUUAUAUGGUUGUCAACUUCAUGUAACCGGUGUCCACGUGCCAUGUAUGUAUAGCGAUCUCUUUCAACAUGUUCUUUAGUUUCAAAUCAGCCUAAUGUUCAAUUUAUCUAUCGUUUUUAUUUAUCUCACUUGAUGGGAUGACAAACGUAUUAACAAUAUUAUCACUAAGUAGCCCAAAAUUUACAUAAAGUUUUCAGUACUACAGUUAUCUAAUUCCUCAAAUUAAUACGUUUUAUCCCAAUUUUGUCGUCAACUGACUUUCAUUUCGCUACCUUCAGGUUCGAUGGACGUGGGUAUCUCACUGAUUUUUAUGAGGAAGAUCCUAAUUGCGAUUUAAGUCCUGACGAUCACUUGUCUGAAGAAGAAAUUGCAAUAGAAAAGAUGUGUGAUUUCGAACGUUAUUUGGAAAUGCAAGUGGACGUCCAUGAACUCGCAAUUCAAGAUGAAGAAGCUCGAAAACGUGAAGCUGAACGAUCUCGCAAUGACUAUGGAGCCGUUAGCUUCUCUUAUGAUGAAAAUGCUUCUCAACCAAAUGGCGACAAAUCAUACGCUAACAAGGGAUCAAGUAAGUAAUUGCUAUUUUAUAGAAAUUGGUAUUUUAUGUUGAAUUGGAAUAUAUGUUUGCCAAUGAAAUUUAUUCUCCAGCUUAAUUAUUUACUCGGAUUAUUACUAUCUGUUAACUGCUAUGCAAGAAUAAUCCGCAUGACUUGUUAAUAUUUGAAUACUAUUGUCAACCAUUUAAUAAAGAUGACUUUACUGGCAGUUCAAUUUUAAAUGAUUAAUGAACUCUCAAGUUAUCGUAUUUAGAAAAUCACAUGUCUUGGGGAUUAAUGUCCAGUAUAUCACAUCAUAAUUACUCGCUACCUUCUGUUACAGAUCCUGUCUAGUCCUUUAAUUUUGUAGAUCCAAACUAACUGCCAAAAACUCUAGUUCGUCGCUCUACUUUGACUUUAUCAACUUCCUAUUGUUUAACAUUCUAAUUAACGUCUAGUCAACAAAUGAGCUGGUAAGAACAUCUGACAAAUAUAUGCCAAAAAUCCUUUAAGUUGCAUGAACAUUUUAUAUGAUAUGGUUGCUUCCAGAGUUUUUCAUUCAAUUGCAAUAGUAGAUUCAAAUCGAUCUGAUUGGUUAGUUGCCUUAAUAUGAGGGCGGCAUAAACUGACGAAGAUUCAUGAAUGUUGGGUUGUUAACAGAUUAUUUCACAAAAGUAAAUAGUCACUUUCUGGUAUGUUGCGUCAUCGCUUAAAUGAACAAAGUCUUUUUCGUUUCAAAGCAAUCUCUUUUUUCUAAACUAGCUGAGCCUGGGAUUAAUGAACAGCACUCUGAAGAGCCAUAUAACUGUCCUCCUGAGCUACAACAACUCUUGUCGAAUUUCCAACUUCCGGAAUCCGAUAAACAAGCUCACAUCAUUGAAAAAACUGCUGUUUUCGUCUCUCGACAAGGAAGUCAAAUGGAAAUAGUUCUUAAAGCUAAACAAAAUAAAAAUCCACUGUUUGGCUUUUUGACUUAUGACCACCCACUUAAUCCCUUCUACAAGGAGAUUGUGAGGUUAAUUUCCCAAGGUCGGUACGUUCCAAAACCUCGUCAGACUACAGAUAAACCAAGUGGGACACUCUUUACAAGUUCGGACGAGUCAAACAAGUCAAUUCAUGAAGAUGUUUACGAGUUGAAGCUACCAAAGGUGGACAUUUCAAAUACAUCAUAUGCUCCACUAAUAUCCAAGUUCAAGAAAAUUAAUGAAAUGGCCGCAGCUGUCGCAGCUGCAAAUCGUGUCACCCCUGUUUCUGAUAUCCAGUCUUCUAUCGCUACUCCUGAGGCAUUGACUGAAACAGAACGUCCUCUUUACGAUCCUAGUGAGGUUGAAAAUAACUCUUUGGACAGCCUUAAAGACAAUAAUAAACUGUUGGAUUCAGAAAAGACGAAGACUCCCUCACCACAAUCUGAAGUCCAAGCCGACGUUUCUGCUACUAAUGAAAGCCUUACUGAUGUUCAAGUAGUUGGGAAAGACAAUGUGAUAUCAGAAUUAGUAGAUCCUUUGUCUCCAGAAGAGUAUGAACGUAUUUACCAGGAGUAUUAUAAACACUACUAUGCUCACUAUUACACACAUUAUUCUAACCAGUGGGCUUUAUCUGAGUAUGUCAAUGAUGAAAGUUUCAAUAUUGUACAAGAAGCAGCUAAGGCAGCCGCUAUAGCAGCUGCGGCUGCAGUCAAUGUUGUCCAACAAACACGUUUAAAAGCUAGUGCUCCAGUAAUGUUCGAACCUCCACUUAGUGAUGAACAGCGUGGUAUUAUAAAUAAAAUGGCAGAAUAUGUUGUUCGUAAUGGUUUAGAAUUUGAAGAAUUGGUCAUUCGACAAAAAAGCAAAGAUCCACGAUUUGGAUUUCUGAAAUCAGAUCAUCCUUUACAUUCAUAUUACAUGGCUAAAAGAAAAGAACUAGACCCUGAUGAUAGCUUGACUAAAGCUGCAGACUCUAAUUUUGGUAAUAUACCUCCUUCAAAAUCAUUUAAAGUAAGCUCGUCAAAAAAAUUGGAUUCAAAUGAAAAGCCUGAAACAAUGUUUCAAGAUAAUAAAACGAAAAAUGGUUCUCUUAAAAAUCCUCAGUCUCAUGAUUCUCAUAAAGACAAAAAAGAUGAUUUUGAAGCUUAUAAUUCAGAACGUCAAACUGGCAUCAGUUUCCGAUUAGCUCGCCCGAUUCCACCAAAGUCUCAGUCCACUCAAAAUACAGAAACGUCGGCGGGAGAAAUUAUGGACAUAAUUGAAGCCGCUGCACUAGAGUACUCAGAAUCUGUUUCCAAAAGUUUAAGACGGACUAACGAACAACUUAAUAGGUUAUUGAGUCAUUCGAAAAGUGACAGUCAGUCAAAAUCACGGAAGAGAAAAACUCGAUCUCCAAAAAUGUGUGUUAUACCUGGUAUUCCCAGUCCUAGUUCAUCGUCUUCCUCGGAAUCUUCUCCACCUCAAGUUAAAAGUCCAUACUCUUACACAAAUCGUUCUAGUGGAGCUUCAAAUUCGAAUUCUGUUUGUACAUCACCCUCCAUAUCCGUUGAGCGAAAUGAGAGAAAUAAACAAGUGCAUAACAUUCAGUCUCCUGUUCAGUCUAUCUGUAACAUCACUUCACCCUAUGAUAAUAAUUUGUGUUCUCCUGUGGAGUCGAUAUCUAAUUCAAGCUCACAUUUAACCUCCAACUGGCCUUCAUGUGCUCUUGAAGAUUUAUUAGAUAUACAUGAACCUACAAGUCUUUUAGACUUCUCUGCCGAUGGUUAUCAAGUUACGGUCCCUACAGCUAAAGAAGAGCGUCUGCGUGAGGAAAGGCGUAAAAAAGCUGCCCAAUUGGUUACCCAGUUGAAAUUAACUAAUUCUAUCACAAAAGGAAGUAUAAAUACUAGUACAACUAUCUCCAAAUCUUCGACAGUUAAUACCACAUCAACGACGGCUAGUCGGUAUCGUUCGUCACCUCCACCAGCUCCUGAUUCAGUCCCUGCAGCCGUCGCACAUGCUGUAGUUGCUAACAUGAAACGUCGUCGAGAAGCUUUGGAAAUCGAGAACAAAGCUCGUAGAAGGCGCCAUCGUUCACCACCAGCUGCUUAUGCAUUUGCGCGUAAUCGAAUCUCUGACAGAUCUCCACGGAGGUCACCAACUCCUAGGUGUGAUUCUUAUGAUCGCGAGGACCCAAGAGAUCGGGACGAUCAUCAUUCAAAAUCCAAGAAAAAACAUAAAAAAUCUCAUUACUAAUCACAUCGUAAAGACACAUUAUUGUAAACAAGUGUACAUAUUUAUAUUAUAUUGUGAUCUUGUAUUAUUAAGCAGAAAUGUGAUUCAUUCGAACAAGGUUUUAAUUCGUUGUUCCUUUCCACAGUUUUGAGCAGCUGGAAAAAGUUCUCUAUCAGCCACAAGAGAUUUUCGAAACUAUAAUUGUGAUGUAAUUUAUAUUUAAAUGUCUGGUUUGUAUGAUAUGUGUAACCUUGAUAAAAUUUGAUACUGAACGACCUAGAUUUGUAAUAAUUACCAGUUUAUAUUCACAUUUCAUAUAUUCUAGCACGUGAAUAACAACGUUUAUCCACU
Messenger RNA from Schistosoma bovis, 8008 nucleotides. The record is from the annotation of a GenBank genome assembly. NCBI's taxonomy places the organism in Eukaryota, Metazoa, Platyhelminthes, Trematoda, Strigeidida, Schistosomatidae.